CCCUCCGUCCACGACCGCUAUUUCGACAGAAUUGCAAUUUUUGUGAAACCGCGCGUAGAUAAAAGGAAAAAUGAGCAUGCAAGGAUGGAUCAAGGAAGAGCUCUCCAAGUGCUUGUGCUUCGAGAUUCCGGAUGCGAUGAUAAGCUACAUCUGCAGCAUCCGGGAAGGCAAUGCAAUCGACGAAUACUUCCGUUCGCUGCUGGAUUUCAACAAUCCGGAACAUGUAAAGUUCCUGGGCGAUCUGAAGCGCCGAAUGGGAACCCGUCCCGGCACACAGCCAUCCUCCAAACAGACCUCGUCAGCUGCUUCGUCUGGAAAGCAGAAAAAGCAGGCCGAUCCGCCUCAGCAAAAGCAGUCACAGCAGCAAGCGAAAGGAGGAAAGGCAGCACCGGCAGUGCCUACUAGUAGCAGCAGCAAUGCCCCAACCCAACCAGACCCAAAACCAGUUGCUGGUGGAUCGAAAAAGAAGCAAAAGUUUGUCUCACUGUACGGUGAGAAUGGGGAGCUAAAGAAUGUGGUGAAGCUAAAGGGACGGCACCAUUGUGACUGCCAGGCGGUGAAGCACAAGCUGAUCAACAACUGUCUGCACUGUGGCCGGAUCGUGUGCGAACAGGAGGGCAGUGGACCGUGUCUGUUCUGCGGAUCGUUGGUGUGCACGGCCGAAGAGCAACAGCUGAUCGAUGCGGCAUCCCGCAAGGGCAACCAGCUAAAGCGUUCGCUGAUGGAGCAGGAACGGCCGAAUGGUUGGGCGGAAGCGCUGGCCACCCGUAACCGGUUGCUCGAGUACGAUCGGAACAGUGCGCGCCGAACGGCCGUGAUCGACGAUGAGUCCGAUUACUUCCGCACGAACUCCGUUUGGCUGAACGAUGCGGAGCGAACGAAGCUAGAGCAGCUGGAGGAGGAACUGCGAGAGCAGAAACAUGCCAGCCGGCUGUCGCGCAAGAUAACGUUCGAUUUUGCGGGCCGCCAAGUGAUCGAGGAACCGGCGUUGACAGAGGAAGUCGAGGACGCCAUUCUGCGCUCCGUGGAUGAAACUCUGUCCGGGAAACCGAAGAUGAAAUCGAAAUCCAAAGGAGAAAAUGGCCAGGAAGCGGCAGAGCAACCGAUCUCUACCGAUGGCACGAGCACCCAUCCCAAGCUGAUCGGACCAGCCCCGCUGUUUGUCGAAUCUGGCAACUGUACCGCACCGCAGGGCUUUCGACCGAGCAACGGAUUCGAUGGAGUGUACAGUCGAUUGCAGGAUAAGCAGUUUCUUGAGAUGUCCGAUCUGCGGCAUUGCUUGUCGAUGCAUCAACCGUGGGCAUCGUUGCUGGUGGCCGGUAUCAAACGGCACGAGGGUCGCACCUGGUACUCGUCCCAUCGGGGCCGCCUAUGGAUUGCAUCCACCGCCAAACCAGUCUCUCCAGAGAUGGUCCAGGAACUGGAGGACUUCUAUCGUCGCCAAUACCCAGAGGAGAAGCUGGAAUUCCCUACCCAGUAUCCUGCCGGUUGUCUACUUGGUUGUGUCACCGUACAAGACUGUCUGCCACAGGAAGAGUACCGGAAGCAGUACCCCAACGGGGAAUCCGACAGUCCGUACGUUUUCAUCUGUACGGAUGCACAGGAGCUACCGAUACGGUUUCCCGUUAAGGGAGAUCACAAGAUAUAUAUGUUGGAGAGCAAAAUACAUCAAGCUGCUGUGAAAUCCCUGCAGAGGCUGGCCCCAAGUGGAUGAAUGAGCAUCGAGAGGAACGAUUGGCUGGCGCAAUAGUUCGUUUAAAAAGUGGAAAACUAUCUGAUAUACGUUCCCUAUGCAAUAAAUGUUAUUCUAUGAUACCGUUCAUAUGUUCUCUAA
Messenger RNA from Anopheles aquasalis, 1834 nucleotides. Its product is annotated as activating signal cointegrator 1. Gene Ontology annotation, cellular component: RQC-trigger complex; nucleus. Lineage: Eukaryota; Metazoa; Arthropoda; Insecta; Diptera; Culicidae. Gene Ontology annotation, biological process: rescue of stalled cytosolic ribosome. The record is from RefSeq and is a predicted model, not a curated record. Gene Ontology annotation, molecular function: zinc ion binding.